AGGAGUUUUUCGGAGCUGUACAUGCUAUCUCUGCAGGAGCCCAGCCGGCGGGGGGCCCCAGAGCCAGUGCCGGAGGAGGCCGCGGGGGUGGCCCUGCUGCCCACCACAAAGCAGCUGCUACAUCUGUGCCUUCAAGAUGGCGGCGGCCCUGCAGGGCCCAGGGAUCUUGCCGAGGAGAGGACUGAGUUCCUGCACAGCCAGCACUCACCGUCACCCCGCAGCUCCCUCUUGGACGAGGCCCCGGUCCUGGCUACCACCACCCCAGACCUCCUCCUGGCCACCACGGCCAAGCCUUCCACACCCGGUGCUGACAGGGACAUGCCCCUCGCCCAGGACGGGCCAGACAGUCCCGGUGGCUCUGAGGAUAAGGGGGACCCAGCUCCGGAACUGAGGGCUUCCUUUUUGCCAAGAACUUUGUCUCUGAGGAACUCCAUCAGCAAGAGAACUCUCUCCCUGCGGGGAGGCGAGUCUUAG
Carlito syrichta (Philippine tarsier) is the source of this 474-nucleotide messenger RNA. RefSeq names its product signal-induced proliferation-associated protein 1-like. Bases 22 to 474 code for a protein of 150 amino acids. The record is from RefSeq and is a predicted model, not a curated record. Lineage: Eukaryota; Metazoa; Chordata; Mammalia; Primates; Tarsiidae. The transcript has 4 exons.